AUGCCCGCCGUGGCCUGGCCUGACCCAAUCCAGUACUUGUUGUGCUGGGGACUUGUGAGGGAGGGUUGCGAAAAUGACUGGCGUGGAUGAAAUAUUAAAUUAUCGUAGAAAUCCUGACGACGAUUUCUACGCGCUGCUGGGUUGUGACGAAAACUCUAGUGCAGAGCAAAUAACUGCGGAAUACAAAGUGCUCGCCUUGCAAUUUCACCCUGAUAAGAAUGAUGGGGAUAAGGAUGCUGAGGCAAAGUUUCAAAAACUGAAGGAAGCCAAGGAGACAUUGUGUGAUCCAUCGAAGCGAGCUUUAUAUGACAAGUGGAGGCAGAGUGGUAUCGCCAUGGGCUACAAGCAGUGGCUGGGCAUGAAAGAGCAUGUUCAGCAGUCCAUGCACUGGUCUAAGCCCAACACCAAAGACCGGAUGCUGGAGGGAGAGUCAGGGCGAGCUUCGGGCCCAUCCAGCCUGGGCCCCACUAACGCCGCCGCGCGCCGGGCCUCCGAGGGCGGCGCCGCUCUCUGGGGACGUUUUGGCGGCGGCAAUCAAGAACCACCGUCCGAAGUUAUCUCCAAAUUCCGCAACUAUGAAAUCUAAUUCCAUAUUGCAACUAUCUACCAUCUUGACUUUUAUUUUUUUGUUGUAGAAUGUUAUUAUUUUGUAAUUUGGGGCGUUUUGUUUUUGUUUAAAUUUUAUUAUUCUGAUAAAGAGGUUAUUGUGCCAUAAUCUCUUUGUAUUUUUCUUAAAAAGUACUUAAUAUUUUUAUUAUAUUGUAUUUCGUCACAACUAUGUGAUAACUAAGCAAAGAUGUUACUAUACUUGCCAUUUGACUUUUGAUGUUUUGAAAAAUAUUUAGUGUUUAAUUAUAGUUAAUGUUAAGUAUUGAUAUAAUUAAUUAUAACUAAAACGGCACAAUAUUCAUCAAGUCAGCUCAAGAAUGUUACUCGAAUGUCACUCGUAAUCUUAUUACAAUUUUUUCAGUGUUUAAUGUUGUCUUGUAUUUCGUUGUAAUUUUAAGAUUGACGUUAGAUGCCCCAUUUCUUAGUGUUAAAAACACAUGUAGGAAUCUCCUUAGCUGUAAGCUGUGCACAUUCCUAACAAAACUUAAGAGUCUGAUAAAACAUUUCUGCUCUACAACAAUAUGUUAGUGUCUUGAUAAGAAUCUCUAUGAUAUUUUAAUAUAUUUUUUACCCUCUUUUACAACUAUUUUCUUACUAUAAGUAUUGUUAUUUUUAUGAGAUGAAGGUUGGAAACGUUGUGAGAUAUAUACAGGGUAUUGCUGCGAGACAGGGCUUAUUUUUUUUCAUAUUGCGACCUAUGUACUUUUUGAUUUGAGGACUUCUUCCUCCCAACAUAGAUGUUGUGUUCCCCGAAUGUAGCAAAGUAGAAAUAAUAGAAUACAUGUUAAAUGUUUGAUCAGUAUUUACUUUUGAUGUUUUCAAAUCAAUAUAAAUGUUGAAUGUAGUAACAAUAUAUUUAGAUGAAUUGUAAUAUCAAGAUUAUAAUGCCAAAUAUUUAUAUUUUAUUUUUGAUGUAAAUCGUCUAAAAACAAUAAAUAAAUAACAUCGUCUAAA
This is a messenger RNA of Plodia interpunctella (Indianmeal moth), 1563 nucleotides long. It is a transcript of the gene jdp, whose product is annotated as jdp. The transcript is spliced from 3 exons. Lineage: Eukaryota; Metazoa; Arthropoda; Insecta; Lepidoptera; Pyralidae. Gene Ontology annotation, cellular component: cytoplasm. The record is from RefSeq and is a predicted model, not a curated record. The coding region runs from base 74 to 586 and encodes 170 amino acids.